Messenger RNA from Trifolium pratense (red clover), 958 nucleotides. RefSeq lists its product as uncharacterized. Lineage: Eukaryota; Viridiplantae; Streptophyta; Magnoliopsida; Fabales; Fabaceae. The transcript is spliced from 2 exons. Bases 11 to 532 code for a protein of 173 amino acids. The record is from RefSeq and is a predicted model, not a curated record.
AGAGAAGGUGAUGCAGUUUUUGAUGGGGCUUAACGAAUCUUAUUCACAGGUUCGUGGGUCAAUUUUAAUGAUGAGUCCUCUUCCAGACACUCGAAAAGUUCAUGGAUUAAUCCUUCAACAAGAGAGACAGAUGGAGGUUGCAACACGCAAAGAAAUUCCACUUGCAUCUCACGCUAUGCAGAUUGCUCGCACACCAGCGCAACAGACUGGAAAAUCCUUCUCCAACCGCAGAGACUUGAAAUGCACCUACUGUGAACUAGAUGGUCACGACGUGGAUGGAUGCUAUUAUUUGAAAGGGUUUCCGGUGGGACACAAAUGGCAUGGAAAGAAUGUGAAACCUAGAAACAAGAAAGCAUCAAUCCAUAAUAUUGAGGUGAAGAGAGAACUAACAAAUGACAGUCCAACCUUUACAGCUGAGGAAUACCGGCAGAUUAUGGCUAUGCUUCGCAGCAAAAAUGGUAAUGAUCAGCCACUUGCAAAUGCAUCAGGACGUGGAUACGAGGAGGACGAUUGGCCUGGGCAAGCAUUUUAAUGGUCUUUACUACCUCACACCAACUCAGAACCCUCACCUUGUGCACCAAAUAACGCGUGCCUCUGACCUUUGGCAUCAACGUCUUGGACAUCCAUCUGCUGCCCCUCUCCAGAGUUUAUCGCAAUGUUUCCCAGAAAUUGUUUUUAAUUCUAAGCAUGUUUGUGAGAUUUGUCCCUUAGCAAAACAAACUCGAUUGUACUUUCCUUUAAGUUCAAUAAAAACUGUUGCACCAUUUGAUUUAAUCCAUUGUGACAUUUGGGGACCGCACAAAAUUCACACCCAUUCAGGGGCUCGCUAUUUUCUUACUAUUGUUGAUGAUUUUACUCGCUUCACAUGGGUACAUCUCAUGAGUUUCAAAUCUCAGACCCAAAAUAUAUUAAAAUCAUUUUUUGCUUGGGUUAAAACUCAAUUUAACCAAAACAUUAA